CGGGUCUUGCUUCGUCGGUAGAGUCGCCCAUAUGCAAAGAUACUCAAGCGUUCAUACAUUUGGCAUUGCUGAAAUGCGUUUGGAAUGACACUAUCCACGCAACGGUGCUGUCGGGCAAAUGCAAAGGCUUUGCGACUCUUGUGCUUCUUAGCGUUAACACUGACACGAUACCGCGUAAAGAGCUCUCGAAUAACCCACGCAUCAUUUGAGCGAGAAGCCUUCGUCACGAGCUCGCGAAGGGCUGCUCACUCCGAACCGGUGUGGAAUGGCGCGAGCUCUCUCGACCGCGCUGGGCGAAUGCUGCUCGCGGCGCAAUCAAUGCCAAAGUGCAUAUGGGAUAACGUUACCGGCGCGUUCGGCCAGUGUGUCGCGAACGACUACACGCUGCUGUCCAUGAGCGGAAAACCACCGACUGAAUCCGCCAGGCUGUUGGCGUACGCCCAGCACCGCGCAGUGCUGUGCAAGCGGCUCACGAGCGAGGCGGCGUGCCUCCUAGCCAUGGACCUGGGGUGUGGCUGGGACCGGCUGGCCGGCCUAUGCUUCGCCUCGGACGCGGCGCUGCUCAGACCCGAGGUGCUGCAAGGGCGGCUCUUCUGCGGCGGCUCCCUACUCGACCAGGCGACCCGCUGCCUGCUACUGCCGGGGCCCAGCAACGGCAGCAGUGGCAGUAGCAGCGGUGGCGGGGGCGGCAGUAGCGGCACCGGCUCGGUCGCGGCAACCAGCUGUAGCGCCGCUCACACCGCUUGCACCUACCUCAGCCCAACGCAGCUGGCGGCGGCGUUGGCGGCACCGGCGGCGGCGACGGCGGCUCCAUACCUGCGGCUGGCGGCGCUCGCCAAUUUCAACGACUGGCCGCCUCCAGAGGGCAGUGGCGCAUGUGUGGCCAAAUGGUUGACGCAACCCGACACACUGGCAGCUCUGGCGCGCAGCGUCUCCGCCAACCCAACGGUCUGGUUGCUGCAGCCAGACCUGGUGGGCUCGGGCUGUAGCAGCACGCUGGCAGGAGCAAACAUCAGCGCAGCACCCGAGAUGGCGCGGGUGACGGCGGCAGUAGCAGCGGCGGCGUCCGCGUGUCAGGCAGCGGGCGUCGCCGGCGGCGCGGACGGCUGCUCGGCGGCGGAGGAUGGCUGCGACUGGGCUGAUAGCGGAGGGGCAACCGGCGGCAGCAGCACAAGUAGCGGUGAUAGCAGUAGCGGCGGCGGGACGUGCAGCGUGGGCACGGCGGCGCUUCUGGAUGCGUUGUUUGAUCCACAAGACGCCUGGGUGAGGGCGCUUGAUGGCACGACCGCCCUCUGCUCCGCCCAGGGCACUACCGCCAGCUGCGCCGCCGCCGGAUCCAUUAUCGUGGAUCCAGCCCGGCUCGACACGUGGCGGGACGUGCUGGUAGACGGCGGCGGAGAUUGGGUGGACGGUGGCAGCGGCGGCGCAGGCGGCCUGGCGGCGGGGCAGGCGCUGCCGCUGCUGCGCUGGAUGCUGGUCGUGUGGGUGGUGGUGUUUGCCGGCAUGGCCGCCGUGUAUUAAUUUAAGGCGCUAGCUGUGUUCAUGUGCACUUGACAAAUGUUGCUGUUCAUGCAUUGAUUGAUUGCCAUUGUGACUGUGCAUAUGAGAGAGAAUGUUGUCAUGCUGGGGACUGUGUAAACCGCGGUUUCUUCGAUAGGAUUGAAGGCCGAAAGCGUAGCAGCGUGCGUGCCCUUGAGAAUGGAGCAAUCAAUCGUUGUGCAUCACGUGCCUGCUCAUUUUGACAAAUCUGCGUGUAUCGCAUGACCAACUUGGAGCGAGUGGGCAGGAUGGUGACCGGGUCGACCCGAUGUGCGUUGGCCGCCGUGGGUGGCGCACGGGGCACAACGGAAAGGACUGAUGGUAGCAAGCCGGAGCCAGAACCUGGCAUCAGGCGCGAAGAAGGGGCAGGGCACCAUCAUGACGUUUACCGGGUUGUACAGUAGUACAGUACGUGGUAUGUAGUGCACUACCUGCACAAUGGAAACUGGUAUUGACACUGCUCGACACUGUGCAGACGAAAACGCGCAAACACAAACAUACAUGGACACGCCUUCUCACCUGCCUGCUGUGCCUGGCCGCCAGCGCGGGCUUGGGCUGGGACUGCUGUUGGCAGGGUAGUAUGGGGGAGUCAGGGGGGGAGGAGGCCACCACCGCUCCCCCCCCUGCCGCGCCGCCCAUGGACACAGGGGUUGCGCCCUAUCCUUCCUGUGUAUCACGGGGCGUUGAACAGCUUGGCUGGCUGGCUGCGCGCCGUGGCCGAUGGGGGGCACAGCACGGUAAUUCGGCUUUUGCAGGUCGCUCCGGGCGCUAGCGAGGCCGAGAAGGUGCGUUUUGGCAGGUGUUUCGUUGGGCCAUCCGUGGCUCUCGCCAAGGCGGCGCGCCCACACGCAAACGGUGUGAUGGGCCUGCGCCUAGAACAGACGACCAGCACUGAGGCCGGUGUACGAGGGCUCGCUAUCUAGCUCCUCACGUCAUGGACCAAGGCCGGACGGCUGGAGGAGGACAGCUGCCGCGCACCGAAUUUACAGCAAGUCACGCGGGGUGGGCGGUAGGGAGAGUUGGAUGACGUGGUGGGGGUGCGAGGGUGUCGGGGAGGGUCGGGGAAAUCUGGGGAAAU
Chlamydomonas reinhardtii is the source of this 2617-nucleotide messenger RNA. RefSeq lists its product as uncharacterized. Bases 319 to 1521 code for a protein of 400 amino acids. The transcript is spliced from 7 exons. NCBI's taxonomy places the organism in Eukaryota, Viridiplantae, Chlorophyta, Chlorophyceae, Chlamydomonadales, Chlamydomonadaceae. The record is from RefSeq and is a predicted model, not a curated record.